Molecule: messenger RNA, 1359 nt
Organism: Aspergillus thermomutatus
Lineage: Eukaryota; Fungi; Ascomycota; Eurotiomycetes; Eurotiales; Aspergillaceae
Product: Zn(II)2Cys6 transcription factor
Exons: 4
Coding region: 1-1359 (452 amino acids)
Biological process (GO): regulation of DNA-templated transcription
Molecular function (GO): zinc ion binding; DNA-binding transcription factor activity, RNA polymerase II-specific
Source: RefSeq, a predicted model, not a curated record
AUGCCGCCAAAACGUGCACUCGGUCCUUUUGACAAACGAAGAAGAGUGACCCGCUGUCAGGCCUGUGCGACUCGGAAGAUUCGAUGCUCCGGUGGCAUCCCCUGCAGCUAUUGUGUACGAACCAACCGGAACUGCCUGGAGCAGGACAAAAAGAGACCAGCAACGACCAUCAUAGGCCAUACUCACGAUGUCAUUUACCAAAGCCGUCAAUCACGAAAGACUCUUAACCAGCAGAUGGGAAAUAGAACAGAAAUUCGCUACAUUGACCAGUUCAUGGCUUUCAUCCGCCGUAAUCGAUUUACCCGUCGCUUUCGAUGUCUGCCUACGGAGGUUGUGCCCCUGCUUCAUACGUCGACAUUGCUCAGUUUGGCUGUCACCGCCAUCGGCGCGUUGGAUGCCGCGCGCCAUGCUUCAGUCAGCACGCACAGGGGUCAGGAGUCUCCCCGGUUGAUUGCGUUGAGCGCGUACUCCAGCUCUCUCCGCGAAUUGCAGACGGCAUUAGCAGACAGUGACGUUGCCCGUAGAGAAGACGUACUCUGGGGGACUUUCUUCCUAGGCUUGUUCGAGCUGAUGGCUGAUCCAUCCGGGGAAGGCUGGGCAAAGCACAUGUUAUCGGGGACCUCUAAGCUUCUCCAGCUUGCAGGACCGGGCCAAAAGAUGUCCACUCCGCGGCAGAUGUUCUUUGAGCUUUUUCGUGUACUCGAGGCUAGUAGAACGCUGUUGUACGGUGCGACUUCGAUCCUUCCCGAGUUGGAGUGGCUGCACUCCCCACGGGAUGAAUCGUCCGCAACAACAGACCAGGAUGGCCUAGAAACUAUGCUGAGUCUGAUGAUACGGACAUCUACCUUUAGUGCUCGGUUCUUUGACCUCGUUCAUGGCGUGCAGGAUCCGGAUCUACCCCUGAUUCAUGCCCUAGGGCUUGAAGGACUGGAGAUACAGCGUUCCAUAUAUGAAUGGCAUAAUCGAGCUAUUAUCUUACUAGAUCAAGUGGCAAACGCAGACUUUCUCCAAUUGGCCUUUGUCUACUCUCACGCACUGCUCAUCUUCCUCUCCAACAAUUACAACUACUAUCCAUACUGGAGCCAUAGACAGGCACCACGCCUAUCGCACUGGGAGACUGACUACCAUGUAGACGCUAUAUUAGAGCAGGCGGAUCGGAUCUUGACCGCAUCGGACAUACCAGGGGUCUUGUUGUUCUUUCCCCUCCGAGUCGCCGGCAGCCGGGCGAAGGACGGGAUGCAGCGAGCAAGAAUCCUGGGCAUGCUGGACCGGGUCUGGAAAAACGGGUUCAUGGUCUCGAAGCGCAUUGGCAGUGAUCUGCAGGAGUAUUGGGAGUAUCACAAGAUGCGAGUGGCAUGA